Messenger RNA from Oncorhynchus mykiss (rainbow trout), 942 nucleotides. The record is from RefSeq and is a predicted model, not a curated record. Lineage: Eukaryota; Metazoa; Chordata; Actinopteri; Salmoniformes; Salmonidae.
AUGUUAUUUUCCUCUUUUGCCAGCCAGUUCCCGUUUGCUCUAGCCUCCCCUGUAUUCCACGGUUACUGCGGCUACAACAACAAAUUGCUCCGUUGUCAGCUGAAAGACUGCAAAUGGCAGGUCGCAUUUACAGGUCGUCUUCGGCUUUUAGUCUUCUUCAUUCGACGUAAGUGGUGGGUUGGUUACCAGAAACAAGGAUACCCCUUCCUGUAUAACCCCUUCCUGUAUGCCCCCUUCCUGUAUACCCCCUUCCUGUAUGCCCCCUUCCUGUAUAACCCCUUCCUGUAUGCCCCCUUCCUGUAUAACCCCUUCCUGUAUGCCCCCUUCCUGUAUGCCCCCUUCCUGUAUAACCCCUUCCUGUAUGCCCCCUUCCUGUAUACCCCCUUCCUGUAUGCCCCCUUCCUGUAUAACCCCUUCCUGUAUGCCCCCUCCCUGUAUGCCCCCUUCCUGUAUGCCCCCUUCCUGUAUACCCCCUUCCUGUAUGCCCCCUUCCUGUAUGCCCCCUUCCUGUAUAACCCCUUCCUGUAUACCCCCUUCCUGUAUGCCCCCUUCCUGUAUGCCCCCUUCCUGUAUGCCCCCUUCCUGUUUGCCCCCUUCCUGUAUACCCCCUUCCUGUUUACCCCCUUCCUGUAUACCCCCUUCCUGUAUACCCCCUUCCUGUAUGCCCCCUUCCUGUAUGCCCCCUUCCUGUAUACCCCCUUCCUGUAUGCCCCCUUCCUGUAUGCCCCCUUCCUGUAUACCCCCUACCUGUUUACCCCCUUCCUGUAUACCCCCUUCCUGUAUGCCCCCUUCCUGUAUGCCCCCUUCCUGUAUAACCCCUUCCUGUAUACCCCCUUCCUGUAUACCCCCUUCCUGUAUGCCCCCUUCCUGUAUACCCCCUUCCUUCUUGUAAAGGCCAAGUGCUUCCCACUGCCAGUGAAAGAAACCCAACUCAAACUCUGA